Messenger RNA from Durotheca rogersii, 1983 nucleotides. RefSeq names its product nucleoside transporter-domain-containing protein. Gene Ontology annotation, cellular component: plasma membrane; fungal-type vacuole membrane. Gene Ontology annotation, molecular function: nicotinamide riboside transmembrane transporter activity; nucleobase transmembrane transporter activity. The transcript is spliced from 2 exons. The record is from RefSeq and is a predicted model, not a curated record. The coding region runs from base 334 to 1704 and encodes 456 amino acids. Gene Ontology annotation, biological process: nucleoside transmembrane transport. Lineage: Eukaryota; Fungi; Ascomycota; Sordariomycetes; Xylariales; Xylariaceae.
GUGCACACGCGUGAUGACCUACCUCUCCGACUGACUGACUGACUGACCUCACCCCGUUCCAGUUGCCCUCGAGUAUCCCCGUGCUCGUCCAUCCUCGCCUUUACUAAAAGUCACGACCGGGUGAGAUGUUGUCAUACUACUUCGAUGGUAUCCGCUCGUUUUAAAUAGCUCGCAAAUUGCCUGUCGCUGGCCUUCCCCCCACCCACCCUCCUCCUUUCGUGCUAUACCCGAUUCCCUACCGGCCAGUCUUGGGUCGAAUGUGAACGCGGAAUCAUCACAGCGCCCGCCAGAGCCGAGUCGAUAACGGUGCAGUGCAGUGCAGUGCAGUCGGUCAUGGAUCGGCUCCGCUCGGUCUUCCAAAACAGGGCGAACGUUCGGGAGGAGUACCAACCGCUGAACGAGGAACCGCCAUCCGUCGAGCCGACAUCCCCAGACCGUCGCGAGACCCACGAUGCGCCCUUCUCAUGGAUCGAGUACGGCAUCUUCGCACUACUCGGCGUCGCGAUGCUGUGGGCAUGGAACAUGUUCCUUGCCGCAGCGCCCUACUUCCAGCUUCGCUUCCGGGACGACAGAUGGAUACUCGACAACUUCCAGUCCGCCAUCAUCUCGGUGUCAACGUUGGCGAACCUAGGAUCCAUGGCUAUCCUGACCAAUAUCCAAUACACAGCCUCGUAUCCGUUCCGUAUCAACCUUGCACUGUAUAUGAACGUAGCUAUAUUCGCCCUGCUGACGACCUCGACUGUUAGCUGGCUCGACGCUUCCCCUUCGGGUUACCUAGCGUUCCUACUGUCGAUGGUAGCGCUUACAGCGUGGGCAGCCGGGUUGAUACAGAAUGGCGCGUUCGCCUUUGCUGCGAGCUUCGGAAGGCCCGAAUACAUGCAGGCCAUCAUGGCUGGGCAGGGCGUGGCGGGUGUUCUGCCUCCACUCGUGCAAGUCAUCUCCGUGCUCGUCGCACCAGCGGCCGACACCUCUGCCAGGGCACAGAACCCGUCGCCCGGCAACGGCAAGGCGGCCUUUAUCUAUUUUCUCACCGCGGUAAUUGUAUCCGUCACCGCCCUCGUCGGCUUCAUCCCACUCGUUCGGCGCCAUAACCACAUCGUCGAGAACCGGAUGAUGGAGCAGAUGGCGGCGUCGAUGACGAGCAUCGAGGACGCGGAGCGAUCGGCGCGCAAGGUGAUCGGCAUGGCGGCAUUGCUCAGGAAGCUGCACUGGCUCGCGGGCGGCGUAUUCAUGUGCUUUGCCGUGGCCAUGUUCUUCCCUGUCUUCACGCCCAAGAUCUUGUCUGUGACACCGCCGGACGAAGCCAGCCUGCUGCUGCAGCCUGCCGCUUUCAUCCCACUCGGGUUCUUGUUCUGGAAUCUCGGCGACCUGGGGGGGCGGGCGAGCUCCCUCUUCCUCUCGUUCCGCGACCACCCCGCCCUGUUAUUUGCGGCGAGCAUUGGGCGAUUGCUAUUUCUGCCGCUGUACGCCCUGUGCAACCUUCACGGGAAGGGUGCGGUAAUCAAUAGCGACAUGUUCUAUCUGCUCGCGGUGCAGUUCCCGUUCGGCUUCACCACCGGCUGGCUAGGCUCCAACUGCAUGAUGGCGGCCGGUGAGUGGGUGGAGGAGGGCGAGCGCGAGGCUUCGGGCGGGUUCAUGGGGCUGGCCCUCGUGGGUGGGCUCGCGUUUGGGAGCCUGCUGAGCUUCACUGCGGCGGGGAUAUGAUGUGAUAGCGAUAGCAUGAGGUGACGAGAUAGAUACCUAUUGUAGACCUAACCUACAACUUGGGGGCAUAACGGCAGCGGGAGGAGUCAGGCAAAGUCUCGUCUGCAUGCAGAGCCGGGUUGUCACUAACACAGCUUUAACCACCUUCGCCGACCGGGUAUGUUUGGGGCUAUGGCGCAAACCGGCUAGGGAUCUGACCUACAUGCAUACCACUGUCCAUGCAGUAGGACUAAUGAAGUCUUGUUUCCUCGCCCUUCCUUUUCCCUUCGCUCUGCCUCU